ACCAAUCAAAAUACAUGCAUGUCCUGUGAGGGCGGGAGCAGAGCCGAACUCGGCCCCAAGAGCCAAUAGCGGAGCGAGACAGCGAAGCGCUUCCUGAGUUCGGGGGUCGGCGAAGAUGGCGGCCGCCGAGGGGUCCUGGUGCCUCUGCGAACUGCUAAGGUUUUUUUAUUCAUUAUUGUACCCUGGGCUAAUAGUGUGUGGAAUUUUAUGUGUGUGGUUGGCCAUUUGUCUUUGGGGAAUUAGACUACUGCUACACAGAAAGAAAAAGUUGGCAUCAACCGGCAAAAAUGAGAACAAUCAAAUGGUGAUUGCAUUCUUUCAUCCUUACUGUAACGCUGGUGGAGGAGGAGAAAGAGUGCUAUGGUGUGCUUUAAGAGCCCUGCAAAAAAAGUAUCCUAAAGCGACUUACGUUGUUUAUACUGGUGAUGCUAAUGUCACUGGUCAGCAGAUACUAGAAGGAGCUUUUCGAAGAUUUAACAUCAGAUUAACUCACCCAGUGAAGUUUCUUUUCCUACGGAAACGCUACCUCGUGGAGGAUUCGCUCUAUCCUCACUUUACCCUACUGGGCCAAAGUCUUGGGUCCAUUUUACUUGGCUGGGAAGCUCUGAUGCAGUGCGUUCCUGAUGUUUAUAUUGAUUCAAUGGGAUAUGCUUUCACCCUUCCUCUGUUUAAGUAUUUAGGUGGCUGUCAAGUUGGAAGCUAUGUUCAUUAUCCCACUAUCAGCACAGAUAUGCUCUCUGUAGUGAGGAAUCAAAAUGUGGGCUUUAAUAAUGCAGCUUUCAUUACUCGGAAUCCUUUUCUCAGCAAACUGAAGCUCAUCUAUUAUUACUUAUUUGCUUGUGUUUAUGGGCUUGUUGGUUCUUGCAGUGAUGUAGUCAUGGUCAACUCUUCUUGGACUCUAAACCAUAUUCUCUCACUAUGGAAGGCUGGAAAUCGCACUAACAUCGUUUAUCCACCUUGUGAUGUGCAAACAUUUCUGGACAUUCCUUUACAUGAGAAAAAGACAAACCCAGGACACUUACUGGUUUCUGUCGGUCAAUUCCGGCCAGAAAAGAAUCACCCUUUGCAGAUCAGAGCCUUUGCUCAAUUGCUGAAGAAGAAGGUGGCUGAUUCCCUUCCUUCCCCUAAACUUGUCCUGAUUGGAGGUUGUCGUAACCAAGAUGAUGAACUUCGGGUAAAUCAACUAAGAAGACUCUGUGAGGAUCUCGGCAUUCAGGAUGAUGUGGAAUUUAAAGUAAACAUCCCAUUUGAUGAAUUAAAGGGUUACUUGACCGAAGCAACAAUAGGUCUGCAUACCAUGUGGAAUGAACAUUUUGGAAUUGGAAUUGUCGAGUGCAUGGCAGCCGGCACGAUCAUACUUGCCCACAAUUCAGGGGGUCCAAAGCUUGACAUUGUGGUUCCUCACGAAGGAAAUAUAACUGGCUUUCUGGCUGAGAGCGAAGAAGGAUAUGCUGAGACCAUGGCUCAUAUUCUUUCUUUGUCUGCGGAAAGGAGACUUCAAAUCAGAAGCAAUGCCCGCGCAUCUAUAAGCAGGUUCUCUGAUCAGGAGUUUGAAGUGACAUUCUUAGCGUCUGUGGAAAGGUUAUUUAAAGAUUGCCAUGUCCAUACAAACUAAAGCAUUUAAUAUAAAUGAUUAAAUGCCUUCAUAUGUUAAUAUUUUUCUUAAGUCAUUCCCUGCUGUAAUAAAGUCAACGUAAGCAAUGCUUUCGACAUGUAUUAAAAUCAAGGUAUUUAUUUUCAUGAAAAAGGGAAAAAUUACCUAAUGGGCAAAGAUCAUCUUAAUAGUUAGAUUAGUAUUUGGUCUCAAAAUUCUGAAAUUUAUGAGUCUAAAAAGGAAAAGUGAAUAAUUUAAUGUUGCUAAUUUAUACUUACCAAAUUCUAUGUAUGAAAUCAUUUUACUUUAAAAACCAAAAAAAUUCUUUUUAGAAAAAGGAAAUAUUGAAAGAAAACUGAUCAUUGGUAGUUGAUUAGUCCUUUAGAAAUAUACUAACAUUAUGGAACAGAAGACUUUGGGCCAGAGAGGUAGUAGAGCGGGUAGGGUAUUUGCCUUGCACGUGACUGACCUGGAUUCAAUCUUUGGCAUCUUGUAUGGUUCCCUGAGCACCUCCAGGAGUAAUCUCUGAGCACCCUCAGGAGUUCAGAGCUAGGAGUAACCCCUGAGCAUUGCCGAGUGUGACCCAAAAAUAAAAAACAGAGACAGGAAAGAAAAGAAAUUUUAAGUAGACUUUAUCAUGUUUUCAAGCCACAGACUAGCCACAGUCUGACUGUCAUUGCGGUAGCAGUGUGUGGAGGCAUGUGGGGGCCAAGGUACCGCCGGGAAUCCCUUCUCUUCUGAAGGGCUUGUGAGAAUAGCUGAUCAGUGCUUAGCCCUAUCAGUACAUCCUCCCUGACUUUCUGACUUCUUUAUAUUGCCUCAAUUUUGAGGCUAGACAGCAUUUUUGGUUUUGUAUGAAUCAAGUUCUAUUGAUUUACUCCUUGUUUACAAUAUUGUAAAGUUUUAGGCAUGCAGUUGCACCCCUCUAUGCAUGUGUGUCUCCCCCCCACCUCCCCGCCCCAAUGUUCCAGGGCCAUCACACCAGCACAGUGACCUACCUGUGCUUCUCACCACCUUUGCCCUCUGGGAACCACCAUAGUUUUCACCAAGUCAUUUUUGUCGUGUUUGGCCAGUUUGUUUGCUUUGUUUAUUUAUAUUCCAAAGAAGCAAAAGCUCAUAAAUGUCUUUCACUUCCUGAUUAUUUUGUCCAGCAAUGUCACUUCAUAUUCCAUUCACAUUGUUGCAAAAGGUGCAAACAAUUUCAUCUCUUUCAGUAGCCAAACAUUCUAUUAAAAUCUGUUACACCAAUUUCCUGAUCAAGUCACCCAUCAUAGAGGCAUUUUGCUCAGUUUCAUGUUUUAGAUAUUGUGAAUGGCAUUUCUAGAGCACAGGAGUACAUUUGUGAGGUUUUUGAGAUUUUUUUGUUUUUUUGGUGGGAGGGCAUUUGGGACUCAUACCCAGAGGUGCUUAGAAAUUGCUUCCAGCAGUACUUGGGGGAUCAUGAGCUAGGGUUUGGACCAAAGGUUCCCCUAUGUAAAGUUUGUGCUCCAGCCCAGUGAAUCAUCUUCCUGACUCCCAUUUUGGUGUUUCUAUGAAUUUUCGUUUAUUUUUUGCAGUGCCUAGCUAGGGUCAAACCCAACUGUCAAGACAAGCAAUCUAUCACUGAUCUGCAAUCCACGCUCUGAUUUUAGCUCUUUUUAAGGACGCUCCAUCUUCUGUCCCAUCGAGGCUUCACCCAUUUACAUUCCCAACAACAGUGUCCCAGAGUUCCUUUGUCUCUACACCCUCACCCACGCCUCUCUACAAAUAAGUGAACUUAAGUAUUUUCCACAUGCCAUGAGCCACCUUUGUGUUUUCUUUGGAGAAGUGUCUGACCUUUUCCAAAUAUUUACAUUGGUUGUAUUUUGUUAUCAAGUUGUAUGCAUUAAAAAGCUGCAAGUCAGCUUUAAGUCUUUUAGACAGUGGUCUUCAACCAUGGAUCCACAGGUGUGCGUAGGUGAGGAGAGCUGAGACUGUCUUGGUUAGUACUGCCAGUCUGUGUCAGUAGGCAGAUAGCUGGUCCACAGGUGUAAAAUGAUUGAAGAGUGCUGGCUCAAGAGGUAAGUGAGCACAUCCCAGCAUAUUGUUUCCAGACAGCGAUGAUAUAGCAUACAUCUCCAUCCACACACUAUGCUAACAGCAUCACCAAGAAAGAAUAUGUGGUAGGUGACAGAGCUCUUAUUCAAGCUAGAACCCACAUCACUGUCACUGUCACUGUCAUCCUGUUGCUUAUCGAUUUGCUCGUGCAGGCACCCUAGUAACGUCUCCGUUGUGAGACUUGGUGUUACUGUUUUGGCAUAUCAAAUAUGCCACGGGUAGCUUGCCAGGCUCAGCCGUGCAGGCGAGAUACUUUCGGUAGCUUGACAAGCUCUCCGAGAGGGGCGGAGGAAUCGAACCCGGGUUGGCUGCGUGCAAGGCAAACACCCUACCUGCUGUGCUAUCGCUCCAGCCCCAACAGCAUCCAGUAUUAUAAAAUGAUGCUGUGAGCAUUAGACUAGCAGAAACUAGCCUUAGCCUCAGUUCUGUCUUGUACAAGCAUAGGACCUUGAGACACUGCAGUUGUUUCUGAUUCUCAGAUUGUUAGGUUCACAUUCUCAAUUAUUUAUAAUCUGGACAUGGUAAUACCAGGCCUCAUUGCCUUUUAGACUUGUGAGAGUAACAAGAAGAGGUAUCAAUAUGUAGCAAAUGUCUUCUCUAUUUUCUUCAGUGCAUUAUGACGAUAUUCUUGGUACUAAGCCAAGUAUGGAAUCAAUAUACUGUUUAAUUGGCUUUCUAACCUGAAUAAUUAUUCAUGGAAACAUGAAUAUAGGUGUUCACAGAUACGGCUACAGACAUGUUCAACUUCUGGCUUUUCUUCAUACCUGGUUCAUUUUAGUUCUGUGCAGUGACCGUCCAAGUCUGACACAUCUUUGUGUUAAAUUACUAUGAAUGAGGCCUAAUUUUCAAACCUAAUCACUUCUUAUUCAUUUAUCCUGCUAGCCAGCCUCAUUAUCUACUCUCUGUUACAGUGUUGACUCAUGUGCUGACCCAGCUCUGUCAUCAAAUCAGAGAGCAACUAAAGUGGGUACAAUCCUGACACCAUCAUAGCUUUGUGCUGGAGAUGGUUCAACUUAAGUAAGAAAGGCAGGUGGACACUAGCCUGGGAAGAAACCCCACAAAUGUUACCACUUUCACCUUUACAGAUCAUAACAAUAUAAAGAACUUAAAACUUUCCCAGUCUAACAAAGGUAAUGUUUAAUGACAAGAUUGGGAUUAUGUAGGAUUUUUCUUUAGUUUGUUUUUUGAGGUAAGAUUCAAGCCAUUGUCCACUUAGCCUGUCCAACUUCCCAGAGAAAAUUGUGGAACAAAACUAGAAAAUUGAGAUAGUCAGAAAAACAAAGUAGAGAACAGAGUAAAGGAAGAAAAGAUCCUGAAAUUUCAUAUAAUGUUUUCUAAGACGGUUUCUUCAAAAUGAUGCUCAUUUAUCACAGCCUAGUAUUAGAAAACAGCAUGUGUAUAUAUUUUCACUUUUGUUGUUCCUAAUGUGGUAUUACAUGUUUGUUAUUAAAUGACUGGUACUAUAACAAAUGUCGGAACAAUAUGUCAGGUCCUAUUUGUUUGAACUGUACAUUCCUGUAAGACUCUGCCUUUCAGUACUCCAGAUGCUGUUUUAGACCCGCAGCUGUGGCGAUUCAUAAUCUUAUUUCUGGUUGUACAUAAUAGAGUUCGUGUCACAUGUCCUGUUCUUUGUAAUAGCAAUUUAUCUGAAUAUCAAUUUAGACUUAAUAAAUACAAACAUCUAUUUAUAUCUAAAUGUGAUUUAAAGAAGUGAUUUUCAUCUUAGAUACUUUCCUAAUAUGAUGUAUUUUAUAUCCUCAAGGAUCAUCCUUCAAAUAAUUCUGAAUUACUUGUUUUCUUUAUUAAUAUUUCAAAGCUCCGUAAGUCAGAGGGUUUUGUAUUUCUUUUUGCUUUUUUAAUGAAAGAAAAAGAAAUUGGGCAAAACAAAACUGUUUCUACUCUUGUACCCAAAGAAGAAUCAGUUGUCAAAUCUAAUAGACUUUUUUCUUUCAAAUAAAUAUUUCAGAAAUACCA
Messenger RNA from Sorex araneus (European shrew), 5644 nucleotides. RefSeq names its product ALG11 alpha-1,2-mannosyltransferase (gene ALG11). NCBI's taxonomy places the organism in Eukaryota, Metazoa, Chordata, Mammalia, Eulipotyphla, Soricidae. Gene Ontology annotation, molecular function: GDP-Man:Man(3)GlcNAc(2)-PP-Dol alpha-1,2-mannosyltransferase activity. The transcript is spliced from 4 exons. Gene Ontology annotation, biological process: protein N-linked glycosylation. The record is from RefSeq and is a predicted model, not a curated record. Bases 116 to 1615 code for a protein of 499 amino acids. Gene Ontology annotation, cellular component: endoplasmic reticulum membrane.